AUGCCAGCCGUAAUCCCCACCAAGUCGGCAGCGAAGCGCACGGUCGCCGAGUGCGAUGCGAUCAUGACGGCGCCGGGCUCGCCGUUCGAGAUGAUUGACAAGGUCAUCGACGGGCGCCCGUACAAGGCGUGGAAGCAUAACCCAGACAACUUCCGGCAGUUCCUCACGCCGCUGUUCCAGGAGUGGAAGGACCGCGUGUUCGUCUCGUCCCCGCUCCCCGAGCCGGCGGAGUACGACGACCGCGAGCACGUCACUUAUGGCCAGCUGUGGGACCGCGCCGUGCAGUGCGGGGCGUGGCUGCGCUCCAAGGGCGUGGUGUACGGCGACCGCGUCGCCGUCGGUGGCGGCAACACGACGGGCUGGAUCGUGACGUGGCUCGCCAUUCUUCUUAUUGGUGGUUCGCCCGUCCUGCUUAACGCCACACUCACGGACGAUGCCCAGAUCCACUGCCUCGCCGUGUGCACGCCCAAGCUUGUGCUCGUCGACGUCAAGAUGGCGCAGCAGCUCGCCGGCCUCACGACCGAGCUCAAGGCCAAGAAUGUCGGCCCCGUGUACUGUUGGUCGAGCGUCGCGCAUCUCGACCAGCUGGUGCGCGACAAUGUUGGCGAGAUCGACGCCGACAAGGUCUCGCCGCAGCUCGUGCAGGAUGUGAUUACCGGGCGCGGUGUCGAGAAGCUCAACGGCGACAGCGACGGCAUCAUCUUCUUCACUUCGGGAACCACCGGGUACCCCAAAGCCGUGCUCUCGACGCAGUGGACGCAGCUGCACGUCGUCAUCUCAGGCAUCGUGCCGCUUGUCCGCGCAGUCCUCCGCGCCGGCGGCAGCCUCGCUGACCUCGCGGCGCUCAUGCCCACGGAGCAGUCAACGUCACUGCUCUCCAUCCCGCUCUUCCACGCGACGGGCUGCCUCUCGAUCCUCGUCGCGGCGAUCAAGAGCGGCAACAAGCUCGUGUUCCAGCGCCGCUGGUCGGUCGCCGACGCCGUCAAGCUCAUUACGCAGGAGAACGUGCAGUCGAUCGGUGGCGUGCCCGCCAUCGCGACGGCAAUCCUCCAGUCGCCCCUCUUGCCGAAGGACCACCAGUUCACGUCUGUAGGCUACGGCGGCGCGCCGCCCGCCAAGCGCCUGGCCGGCGAUCUGAAGAAACGCUUCCCGAACGCCAUGCUCGGCCACGGGUGGGGCAUGACGGAGACGAACGCGCCGCACUGUUCCGUCCUGGGCCAAGACUAUGUGGAGCGGCCCACGAGCAUCGGCCCCGUCCUCCCGAUCUGCAAGAUCAAGAUCGUGGAUCCCGAGACGCGCAAGGAGCUGCCGCAGGGCGAGGCGGGCAUCAUCCUCGCAUACGGCCCCAACAUCAUGAAGGAGUACCUCAACAACCCGAAGGCGACGGCCGAGGUCCUCGUCGAAGGGUGGAUGGACACGGGCGACGUCGGGAUGAUCGACCCCGACGGGUUCGUGCACCUCUCCGACCGCCACAAGGACAUCAUCAUCCGCGGCGGCGAAAACAUCGCGUCGCUCGAGGUCGAGAACGCCGUCGCGCAGGACGACCGCAUCGCCGAGGUCGCGGCCGUGUCGGUGCCGGACGACAUCCUCGGCGAGCUCGUCGGUGUGGCCGUCUCGCUUGCGCCCGGGGCCCAGGCGACCGAAGCAAGCAUCAUCGAAAAGGUCACCCCGCACAUCCGAUACCCCGCGCGCCCUGUCAUCGUGCUCAUCCUCGACGAGCCCUUGCCCCGUAACGCCAACGGCAAGAUCGUCAAGGCUGACGUCCGCAAGCUUGUGCGCGCCGCGUAUGCCGAGAAGAAGGCGGCGCCGCGCGCCAAGCUGUAGAUGUGUGGUGUGGGAAUUCAGGGGGUACAUGGGCUACAGUCGAGAGUAUGUAUGUUCAGAAGGUAGAUCGGAUGCGAUAGUUUGCAGGUGGCAUGGGGUGUGACGAUCGUCCUCGCCUCGGCGGACUUAUCCCAGGUCACAUCAACGGCCAACCGCCGAGCGUCUCAAGUUCGAUCAUGAUAUCGUCCGUGAUCUCCUCCCGGACCAAAGUGACGCCCUGUGGCAGCUCGUUGUCAGGCGUGGACGCCGCUCACCGUCGACAGCUUCAGACUACGGUGCAACGGCUCCGUGCCAGUGUUCUGAGACCUAUGGAAUCUGGCGGUUAUCCGCCUCGUCAGCGACGUCAAAUCAUCCGUGAUGGCAGAUAUGGCAGUAAACGAUCUCAAGCCCCCCCCCUUUCUCUUUCGGGCACACGCUUAUCAUAG
Molecule: messenger RNA, 2249 nt
Organism: Cutaneotrichosporon oleaginosum
Lineage: Eukaryota; Fungi; Basidiomycota; Tremellomycetes; Trichosporonales; Trichosporonaceae
Biological process (GO): secondary metabolic process
Molecular function (GO): CoA-ligase activity
Source: RefSeq, a predicted model, not a curated record